UUAAAUGUAACUUCGUUGCGAGAGGCUGUAAGUUUUGUAGCACCGUUCAUUAAUAAUAAAACUGGUUUAUAACCCAGUUGUCCGUGUACUCGUGAUGUAAUUACAAGUUAUGUGUCGUCAUGCCAUUGUCCGUUAUGUAAUAGUGGUGGAUGUGGCAAGUUACAAAACAGUGAGUGAGGAGGAAAAACACCCAGAACAACUCUGAGAGCACUUCACAUUCCAGACAGCUCCAAGACUUUGGGUGUGUGAAGCCGACCCCACAGCCAUGGAGAACCAAAGGUCAUUACUUGUGCUGCUGUUCUUCGCCUUUGCAGUCGGUUUUAUCGCGGUGGUGUUCGUGCUGAGAUGGGUUUUACACUUCAGAGAGGGUUUAGCCUGGGAUGGAGGAGCCAAAGAAUUCAACUGGCAUCCUCUUUUGGCUGUGACUGGUUUUAUUUUCCUUCAAGGAAUCGCAAUUGUUGUGUACAGACUUCCAUGGACUUGGAAGUGCAGUAAGCUGAUGAUGAAGUUAAUUCAUGCUGGCCUGAAUGUGCUGGCCUUCAUCCUGGCUGUCAUUUCUCUGGUAGCAGUGUUUGACUUCCACAAUGUGCAGAAUAUCCCAAAUAUGUACAGCUUGCACAGCUGGGUGGGAUUAGCCGCAAUCAUACUCUUUACACUGCAGAUUGUGCUAGGAGUUUGCAUCUUCCUCCUGCCUGUAAGCCCAGGAUAUGUGCGAGCUGCAUUUAUGCCCAUACAUGUAUUUAGUGGUCUGUUCAUCUUUACCACUGUGAUUGCUUCUGCACUCAUGGGCAUAACUGAAAAGCUCAUAUUUGGUCUGACAGAUCCAAAAUAUAAAGAUUCUCCUCCAGAGGCCACAUUUGUUAAUGUGCUUGGAUUGCUGAUAACCGUGUUCGGGGCACUCAUACUGUGGAUCGCCACUCGGCCCUCCUGGAAGAGACCGAGCGAGCAGCUCCUGCACACCUUGCACAACAGCGAACCAGCACCAGUCGGCACCAAAACAGACACAACAAUGUCUGAGAGACCUGACCCAGAGCCAAACAGUGAGGCCCGCAGAAGAAAUGGCAAAACAGAGGAGUAAGGACCAGUCAGGAGAAGGCAAAACAUCUCAUCAGAGAUACGAUCAAGCAUUUUCUUUUUGGCCAAAAGGAUUUUGUGCACUGUUAUACUCAGAAGUGUCUUUUCAGAAGAGGUGUUACAUAUAUAUCAUAUAGCUAUUUUUAUACAUGGGAUUACAGUACACAGCAAGCAAGGUUUCACUAUCAUAUCUUUGAAAUGAGCAACUAAAUCUCUCUUCAGACUGAACUGAAAGUAUCAUUAAAGGAGCAACAGCCUUUCAGAAGUUGAAGUCUUUUCCUGUUGACUUAUCAGAUUAGUCUCUAUUUAGCUAGUAGUCACUUAUUAAUCUGCAACAAUAUCAUUAUGCAAAAGUUACAAUAUAUAUAAUACCUAAAGGUAUACCUUACUUUUUCAGUUCACUAUCGUACACUGAGACUGUUUUUUUAGCUUUUGGGGCUUUAGCAAAAAAGUCAGAAUAUUCUGAAGAAAUUAAAUACAGCAGUACCAGCAGUUUCUUUGACCAGCAAGAUAUGCACAUAUUAAAAACUGGAUUGUUGAUUAUGCUUUGCUUUACAGAGAUAUUGAAAUGUUCUUCAGCAUAUUUGACGUCAGCUGACGUCCUUGUAUAUGUGAGACAUAAAGUCAACUCCGAAUAACAGUUGAAGAACACUACUUUAUCCUGCAUUUUCUUGUCCAAGUGAAAACUAGACCAGUAUUCUUUCUCAGUUAUUGAUAUCAGCAAAUUUUGCUGGUGAUGAUGUUUAUAUUUUCAAAACCAAAAAAGGUAUUCUUUAUCUUACAUGUCACUGUCACAUUUAACAGCACUAACAAAUCAAUAAAAUAAUCAAUCAGUGCAAUUUA
Molecule: messenger RNA, 1917 nt
Organism: Pangasianodon hypophthalmus (striped catfish)
Lineage: Eukaryota; Metazoa; Chordata; Actinopteri; Siluriformes; Pangasiidae
Product: plasma membrane ascorbate-dependent reductase CYBRD1
Exons: 4
Coding region: 266-1078 (270 amino acids)
Cellular component (GO): lysosomal membrane
Molecular function (GO): oxidoreductase activity
Source: RefSeq, a predicted model, not a curated record